AUGGCAACCGAAACCAGCGUCCUUCAGCUCACGCCCAUCGGGCACGUGCGGAGUCGCUUCGCGGGCUACGCACCGUCUGACGAAAUGGGGGAACAUCCCUCGGAGAUCGUGGUGCUUCCGGAAUUUGCCGACGGGUUGAUGGGCCUGGAGCCCGGUGACCGCAUUCAGACGUUGUUCAUCUUGCACCGCGCCGCGACCACCGGGUACGAGCUCAGGCUGCACCCCGGCCACAACCCCGCAAAUCCCAUAAGGGGCGUGUUCUCCACCCGUAGCCAGUAUCGGCCCAAUUUCAUCGCUGCAACGAUUGCGCUGAUCCAAAGCAUCCGACAGGACAUUGAGGGCGGCGCGGCGGUGCUCACCGUCACCGGUCUCGACGCUCAGGACGGUUCGCCAGUGGUGGACAUCAAACCGCACCGCACAGCGUUCGACGGUCCGGCCGGCUAG
Molecule: messenger RNA, 444 nt
Organism: Geodia barretti
Lineage: Eukaryota; Metazoa; Porifera; Demospongiae; Tetractinellida; Geodiidae
Source: the annotation of a GenBank genome assembly